UUGUUUAGCUUUCAGAGAAAAGUUAAAAUUCAAAAUGUUUUCGUUGUGGAAAAUUUUGAAGAUUUUAAUGAAAAAGUUGUCAAUUCGCCAAUUCCAGUUUUAGUUGAUUUUUAUGCAGAUUGGUGCGGUCCAUGUCAAUUACUUGGUCCAAGAAUUGAAGCUAAAGUAAAUGGUAAUAAUGGAAUGGUGCUUCUUGCUAAAGUGAACGUUGAUUAUGCUGGUGAUCUUGCAAUGGAUUAUGAUGUUAAAGUUGUUCCAACUGUUUUAGCUUUUAAGGAUGGCAAUCUGGUUGGGCGAUUCGAAGGUGAUCAUCCAGAUGAUUAUCUUAACGAUUUUAUAGCUGAUAUUAUAGAAAAAUAA
Dracunculus medinensis (Guinea worm) is the source of this 360-nucleotide messenger RNA. The record is from the annotation of a GenBank genome assembly. Lineage: Eukaryota; Metazoa; Nematoda; Chromadorea; Rhabditida; Dracunculidae.